UUAAUUUUAAAUCCUUUCCUUAUGAAUGCUUUCCCUAUUUGUGCGGAAAGUUAUUACUAAAAUACGUCAGCAGCAUUAGUAAGUCAGGUCUUCAUAUCUUAAAUGCUGGAGAUUUACCGUAUAAAUGAAAGGUCCCGUGUCCCUUCUUUCAGGUGAGCGGAGAUUUAAACAUCUCCCUGCGCCUCCUUUAGUCACUCCUGACGCUUCACUUUGUCUCUGUUGUAGGACCUGUAAAAUGCAGGCCCCGAGCUCCCGGGCUGUGCACCUGAGCGAAUGGCAGAAGAACUACUUUGCAGUUACGUCUGGCACGUGCACGGCCGUGCAGAAGGCAGAGGCCUACCGGGCGCAGGUGCUGCGCGUUCAGUAUGCGUGGGCCAACUCCGAGAUCUCCCAGGUCUGUGCUUCCAGACUGUUCAAGAAAUAUGCAGAGAAAUACUCGGCAAUCGUUGAUUCUGACAACGUGGAAACCGGCUUGAAUAACUAUGCGGAAAACGUUUUAACGGUAGCAAGAGCGCAGCGGACGGACAGUGACCAGUGGCAGUCGGGACUGUCGCUGAGUAAUGUCUUCCAGAUGCGCAGUGUGCAGGAGAUGAUGCGGGCUGGCGAGAAGCUCCGAGGCUCCCUGCUGGCCCCUGCUGAUGCUUCCGUCGUGAUCCAUGGAGGGGCCGUGGUUCCCGACCCUCCGAAGUCUAGUGUUUGUGGUGGUUCUCGGGAGAGCGACCCACUGACUAAGCCAGCUCACGGUACAGGCUGGACCCCGGACAUCCCAGAGAGCGGCCCCUCGGGCCCUCUGAGUGCCCAGCCCCCUGUGGCGACUAACACCCCCAAGACGUGUCCCAUGUUCUCAGCACCUUUUGGUGACUUAGCCACCCCGCUAUUUGGAAAUGUCAGGAAGGACAAUAGCAGUGCUCCAAAAGCCAGCCCGGGACUGAGUCUGUUCUUACCCCGUCAGCCUCGCUCUCCUGCCGGCGGGGAAGGCCCCUGGGACAGGAGCGCUUUCUACGGCUCCGGCCCCGCCGAAGCCCUUUCUGCCCCGACCCUGAGUGAGGCUCUUAGGAACACGGAGGGGAACGGCCACCGGGAGGAAGGCGGCCUGCCAACCUUUAAAACCGCGAAGGAGCAGCUAUGGGUGGAGCAGCAGAAAAAGCACCACCCGCCUGCCCGGGUGGCAGCACCUUCCUAUGGCGGCAGCGGCGUCAAGAAGUCCCUGGGCGCCAGUCGAUCCCGAGGAAUUUUUGGGAAGUUUGUCCCUCCUGUGCCUAAGCCAGAUGGCGGGGAUGCGCAUGGUGGGGUGCAGCACAAGCCUGACAGUGCCGGGCCCGCAGAGCCAGCGCCCCCCGUGGACGAGCGUUUGAAGAGCUUGGAGCCCAAGAUGAUCGAACUGAUUAUGAGUGAGAUUAUGGACCAUGGGCCCCCCGUGACCUGGGACGACAUCGCGGGGGUGGAGUUCGCCAAGGCCACCAUAAAGGAGAUCGUCGUGUGGCCCAUGAUGCGGCCUGACAUCUUCACGGGCUUGCGGGGCCCGCCCAAGGGGAUUCUGCUCUUCGGGCCUCCUGGGACUGGGAAAACCCUGAUCGGCAAGUGCAUCGCCAGUCAGUCUGGGGCCACCUUCUUCAGUAUCUCGGCCUCCUCCUUGACCUCCAAGUGGGUGGGCGAGGGGGAGAAGAUGGUCCGCGCGCUGUUCGCGGUGGCGCGGUGCCAGCAGCCCGCUGUGAUAUUCAUUGAUGAAAUCGACUCCCUGUUAUCCCAGCGGGCAGAUGGGGAGCACGAGUCUUCUAGGAGGAUCAAGACCGAGUUCCUGGUUCAGCUGGACGGAGCCACCACGUCUUCUGAAGAUCGCAUUCUAGUCGUGGGAGCAACCAAUCGGCCUCAGGAAAUCGACGAGGCCGCCCGCAGGAGGUUGGUGAAAAGGCUCUACAUCCCCCUCCCGGAGGCCUCAGCCCGGAAGCAGAUAGUGACACGCCUGAUGUCCAGGGAGCAGUGCAGCCUCCGCGAGGAGGAGAUCGAGCUGGUGGUGCAGCGGUCGGCAGGCUUCUCGGGCGCCGACAUGACGCAGCUGUGCCGAGAGGCAUCCCUCGGCCCCAUUCGCAGCUUGCAGGCCGCCGACAUCGCCACCAUCACGGCGGACCAGGUCCCGCCCAUAGCUUACGUGGACUUCGACAAUGCCUUCAGAACUGUGCGGCCCAGCGUGUCUCCCACAGACCUAGAGCUUUAUGAAAACUGGAACAGAACCUUCGGUUGUGGGAAGUAAGCAGGACCCUUAGAGUUAAAGAGUGUGGCACAGCCUUUCCCGGCCUGGAGCUCGGGAACCUGGGGCUUCAUCCGUGGUCCUGGAAGUGUGUGUCCUGAAUCCAGAACCGCAGGUGGAGCAAUUGCAAUUGACAGCCUGUGUGGCUAGUAGCUUGAUUUUCUUCCAGUUCCCUGAUGUGUACACCUAGUCAUACCCCACGCAAGGGAUCUUGUCUGGUUUCUAAUGUCCUUCUUUUUAAGAUGUGCAAUGGGAUGAAUAGUGAGCCCAGAUUGAGCUCUGAGUUCUUGUAAACCAGGCUGUGUGAUUUACACGUGUCUUUUAUUGCUAGUCUGUGGUUUACGUUCGAGACAGAGCAUGGCUCACUCACUGUUGUUUAAGAUGUAAGAUCUCGCCAAAACCGG
Myotis davidii is the source of this 2652-nucleotide messenger RNA. RefSeq names its product fidgetin like 1 (gene FIGNL1). The record is from RefSeq and is a predicted model, not a curated record. The transcript has a single exon. Gene Ontology annotation, molecular function: ATP hydrolysis activity; microtubule severing ATPase activity; ATP binding. NCBI's taxonomy places the organism in Eukaryota, Metazoa, Chordata, Mammalia, Chiroptera, Vespertilionidae. The coding region runs from base 125 to 2251 and encodes 708 amino acids.